Messenger RNA from Symbiodinium sp. CCMP2592, 1824 nucleotides. The record is from the annotation of a GenBank genome assembly. Lineage: Eukaryota; Dinophyceae; Suessiales; Symbiodiniaceae.
AUGUUGUCGGUGGCAGUUUGUGGCCCUUUCCAUGUGCAGGUGCCAGUACACUCCCGAAGGGAGGGCCUCGAAAGGAGCCAGGAUGACGGAAAAGGGGCCAAAGGUCGAGGAAGAGGGGGACAAAGCAAAGGAAAGGGAAGAGGCAAAGGCUUCAAGGAGCCUGUGAAGUCGGACAAAGGCCUGCAGAAGAGGAUACAAAGGUAUGCUCGUGGAGUUGUUGCCUUGAAAGACAUCACAUCGAAGAAAGACAAGAAGCUUGCUGGUCAGAUGAAGCAACGAUACCGUGCGGACCAAGAGACGGCCUUUCGAUUGGCAAAGGCUGAGGUGUUGCAAACUGCAGAGGCGGGCUUUAUCGAAGCAGAGGAGGGUGAGAAAACCAUGAGGUUGACGCAAGAUGAUAUCAUUGAAUCCGCCAGUGUCGGCGUUGCCCGCAAGCGCUUCUCCUUUGAUCUGCCCUACGGCCCAUACUGCUGCUCCAUGACUGGUAAUGGGCAGAACAUGCUGGUUGGUGGCAUCAAAGGUCAUGUCGCAUUCAUGCACCUCGAAUCGAUGAACAUUUUCACGGAGCUGCAUGUCAAAGAGACGAUACGGGCAGUACAAACUCUCCACAAUGAAAACAUGUUUGCGGUGGCGCAGAGGAAAUACAUCUUCAUCUACGACAAGCAAGGAAUAGAGCUGCACUGCAUAAAGCAACAGAAGUCGCCGAUGCAUCUUGAUUUUCUGCCCUACCAUUUUCUACUCGUCAGUGCAGGUGAGCGCGGGGAGGUCACGUGGCGAGAUAUCUCAUAUGGACAGCAGGUUGCCGAGCACAAGACGAAAUUGGGGCCCACGACGUGUAUGCGGCACAACCCCACAAACGCUGUCAUGCAUCUCGGGCACAACAAGGGGGUGGUGACAUUGUGGACACCGACCGUCAAGGAGCCCGUCGUCAAGAUGGCGUGCCACAAUGCGAAGGUGAACGCCAUUGCUGUUGCUGGCAACUACAUGGUCACUGCAGGAGCAGAGUCGAAGUGGAAGGUGUGGGACCUCCGGAUGUAUGCAGAACUGCACUGCUACAGGACUCGUGGCCAUGCCGUCAACAGCAUAGACGUGUCCAUGACGGGUCUGGUGGCAACCGGUGCUGGAUGUCGCUUUGAGGUUUGGAAGGAUGCAGCAUCGGCGAGGCAGCCAAGGCCGUACAUCACCGAAGAGUACAAAGGGCGGAUGAUCGAAUGUGUGCGUUUCAGACCAUUCGAGGAUGUUUGCUGUGUCGGACAUUCUGAUGGCUUUGGAAGUCUGAUUGUACCGGGUGCGGGCAAAGCCAAUUUCGAUUCCUUCGAGGCGAAUCCUUACGAAACCAAGUCUCAGCGACGAGAGCGAGAGGUAAACUCGUUGCUGGAUAAACUGCAGCCGGAUUCUAUCAUGCUCAACCCGGACAGAAUCGGUGAGCUCAACCAGGGCGUGGUCAAGGCUUGGAAGGAGGAGUCAGCGAAGAAAGAAGCUGCAGAAGCCGCCGAGGCUGGCAAAAGCAAAAAGGAAGCUAAAAAGGCACGCGGAAAGAACAAGGUGGGCAAUCGAAUGAAGAGAAAAGCUCUGAAGCAAGUUGCAGAACAGAGGCAAAAGGCCAGGGAUCGCACGCAGAAUGCUGAGGGAGGCUCUGGCGGCGAAACAGAUGAAGAGGAUGAUGACAGUGAAGGUGAAGCUGAGGAUGGUGGAGGUGCUCCAGCUUUUGUUUCGGGGUUGUCAAGCGUCGUUCCUGCAGGCCACCCUGGGCUUGCUCAGCAGCUUUUUAGAAGCCUGAAGGUUAUCAAACCCUUGCUGCCUCCCGGGCAGCUUUGGACAUGA